This is a messenger RNA of Talpa occidentalis (Iberian mole), 1187 nucleotides long. It is a transcript of the gene CCR8, whose product is annotated as C-C motif chemokine receptor 8. Gene Ontology annotation, biological process: immune response; G protein-coupled receptor signaling pathway; chemotaxis. The record is from RefSeq and is a predicted model, not a curated record. Gene Ontology annotation, molecular function: C-C chemokine receptor activity. Gene Ontology annotation, cellular component: membrane. The transcript is spliced from 2 exons. NCBI's taxonomy places the organism in Eukaryota, Metazoa, Chordata, Mammalia, Eulipotyphla, Talpidae. Bases 68 to 1114 code for a protein of 348 amino acids.
CAACUCUGAAAUAUCCAGAACAAAAGAUCUAAUUAAGGUGUCUCUGUGACCAGAUCCUUCUGCUUUGAUGGAUUAUACACUUGAACCCAGUUUGACACCUGACUACUAUUAUCCCGAAGACAUCUCAAGUCCCUGCAAUGGGGAGCUGAUUCAGAGUGACAGCAAGUUGCUUCUUGUCAUCGUUUACUGCCUCCUGUUUGUAUUUGGUCUUCUGGGAAACAGCCUCCUCAUCCUGGUCCUCAUCUCCUGCAAGAAGCUGAGGAGCAUCACGGACAUAUACCUCUUGAACCUGGCCCUGUCAGACCUGCUUUUUGUGUUCUCCUUCCCUUUUCUGACUCACUAUCAGCUGGACCAGUGGGUGUUUGGGGCCAUAAUGUGCAAGAUGGUCUCUGGCUUUUAUUAUAUUGGUUUCUUCAGCAGCAUGUUCUUUAUCACCCUCAUGAGUGUGGACAGGUAUCUGGCAAUCGUCCAUGCAGUGUAUGCUGUAAAAGUGAGGACAGCUAGAAGGGGCACAGCCAUGAGCCUGGCAGUGUGGCUGGCUGCCAUAGCGGCUGCCAGCCCGUUACUGGUGUUUUACCAAGUGGACUCUGAAGAUGGCAUGCUAAAGUGUUACCCAUAUUACAAUCAACAGGCUUCAAAGUGGAAGAUCUUCAUCCACUUUGAAAUCAAUAUCUUAGGCCUGUUGAUUCCAUUCACCAUCCUUGUGUUCUGCUACACCAGCAUCCUCCACCAGCUGAAGAACUGCCAGAACCAUAACAAGACCAAGGCUGUGAGGUUGGUGCUCCUGGUGGUCACUGCGUCUUUAUUCUUCUGGGUCCCGUUCAAUGUGGUCCUCUUCCUCUCGUCCCUGCACAAUAUGCACAUCUUGGAUGGAUGCGUCAUGAGCAAGCAACUGGCUUACGCCACCCAUGUCACAGAAACCAUUUCCUUCACUCACUGCUGUGUGAACCCGAUAAUCUAUGCGUUCAUGGGCGAGAAGUUCAAGAAACACCUCUCAGAAAUAUUUCAGAAGAGCUUCCUCUACUUUGGGAGGCAAAUCCCCAGAGAGAGCAGAGACAGCUCGCCCACCUCCCAGCAGGCCUCCCGCUCCACCACCAUGGACUACAUUUUGUGAGGAGAAUGCCUCUAAACUGGCCUCUGCCUGCCCCUCUGCUAUUCUUUCAGGAGACGAAGAUGACUUGCAUUGG